Messenger RNA from Parastagonospora nodorum SN15, 936 nucleotides. RefSeq lists its product as hypothetical. The record is from RefSeq and is a predicted model, not a curated record. The transcript is spliced from 3 exons. Lineage: Eukaryota; Fungi; Ascomycota; Dothideomycetes; Pleosporales; Phaeosphaeriaceae. Bases 1 to 936 code for a protein of 311 amino acids.
AUGGCCCUCCGCAGCUGCGCCUUCCACGCCGACUUCUUCGAGCCCGAAACACUCCAAUGGGGCGGGUGGCACUACGCCUCGCGUAUCUACCACCACCUCCUAACCACUGAAGCACUCACAUACAACUCCUGGGCCAUCUUCCAAGCCGCAUAUCCCGCGGACAUCAACCCCCACCAGCACUUCCACAUCCCCCCAUCCACACACACAUACGCGCCCACCCUCCUGCCCUCCCUAACAUCUCGCCUGUCUAAUCUCUCCCACCCGCUAAUCACACACCUCUGCAUCCGCAACUUUGCCCUCACGUUCACGGAUCUAACCUCCCUCCUCUGCAUCCCCACGCUCGGCGCCCUCGUCCUCGAACAGGCCCGGCCCGGCGGACUGUCUGAGAUUACUAGCCGCCACUUCCUCGACUUCGCGCGCGCGGCGCGGGAAAAGGGUGGUUUGCAGCGCCUCAGAGUGUUGGUGGUGUGCGAUUUUGGGCUGGGUAAGGGCGUGGUGCUGCGUGGUAUGAGUGGGUUCCCCGCGUUGCGGCUCGUCGGGGUGGUGAAUAGCAAGACGAGUGUGAUGCAUGGCGAGGAUGUUGCGGGCUGGAGAUGUGUGGAGGAGGAUGAGUUGGGGAAAGGGGUGAAUGGGGUGUGGAACGCGUCGUAUUUGACGAGUGAGAAGAAGAUGCAGGACUUGUAUGGUCUUGCUGGGGCGAGGGGUGGGGAGAGGGAAGGGGGAGAGCGGUCGGUUUCGAUUACGUAUGGGGGAGGUAUGGGGAGGAGUAUGCAUGAAGCGACGGCGUGGUUUGUCCGAGAUCACGCAGUGCAGGCUGAGGAGAUGAAGAAGCCGGAAGUUGGUCAGCAGAGAGUGGAGGGAGGGGUUGCUAAGAAGCGUAAAAUUCGUACGGGGAAGCAGAUGGAUGUUGGGUCUUUCUUGGGCGCGUUCAAGUGA